Cynocephalus volans (Philippine flying lemur) is the source of this 942-nucleotide messenger RNA. RefSeq names its product olfactory receptor 2F1-like. Gene Ontology annotation, molecular function: G protein-coupled receptor activity; olfactory receptor activity. The transcript has a single exon. The coding region runs from base 1 to 942 and encodes 313 amino acids. NCBI's taxonomy places the organism in Eukaryota, Metazoa, Chordata, Mammalia, Dermoptera, Cynocephalidae. Gene Ontology annotation, cellular component: plasma membrane. The record is from RefSeq and is a predicted model, not a curated record. Gene Ontology annotation, biological process: G protein-coupled receptor signaling pathway; detection of chemical stimulus involved in sensory perception of smell.
AUGAGGAGGGACAAUGUGACCUGGGUGCAUGAGUUCAUCCUAAUGGGCCUCUCCAGUGACAGGCAGACCCAGACUGGACUCUUUGUCCUCUUUGGGGCUGCCUACCUGCUGACCCUGCUGGGCAAUGGGCUCAUCCUCCUCCUCAUCGUGCUGGAUGCACGACUCCACCUGCCCAUGUAUUUCUUCCUCUGCAACCUCUCACUCGUGGACAUCUGCUACACCUCCAGCGGGGUCCCCCAGAUGCUGGCGCACUUCCUUCUGGAGGAGAAGACCAUCUCCUUUGCCCGAUGUGGAGCCCAGCACUUCUUUUCCCUGGCCCUGGGUGGGACUGAGUUUCUGCUGCUGGCCGCAAUGGCCUACGAUCGCUAUGUGGCAGUCUGUGACCCCCUACGAUACAUGGUAGUGAUGAGCCCAAGGCUCUGUGUGACACUGGCAGUCAUCUCUUGGCUUGUAGGCCUGGUUAAUUCUGCCGUGGAGACAGCAGUCACCAUGCGCCUGCCCACCUGUGGGCACAAUGUGCUGAACCAUGUGGCCUGUGAGACACUGGCACUGGUCCACUUGGCCUGCGUGGACAUCACCCUCAACCGGGCGAUCAUUGUGGCCUCCAGCGUGGUGGUGCUGCUGGUGCCCUGCUGCCUGGUCUCACUAUCCUACAUCCUCAUUGUGGCCGCCAUCCUGCAGAUCCACUCCACCCAGGGACGCCGCAAAGCCUUUGGGACCUGUGCCUCCCACCUCACUGUGGUCUCCAUGUCUUAUGGGAUGGCUCUCUUUACCCACAUGCAGCCCCGCACCAUGGCCUCAGCUGAGCAGGACAAGGUGCUUGUGCUCUUUUAUGCAGUGGUGACUCCCAUGUUGAAUCCUCUCAUCUACAGUCUGCGGAACAAGGAUGUGAAGGCUGCUCUGAGUCGAGUUCUGGUGAGGAGCUCUGAAGUAAAACAUUAG